CGACUGCGAAACCGGGGAGGAGUGGGCCGUGUCCGCGGGAGUGUACACGCCCCCGGGGCUGCCGGCGUUCCCGUACGUAGAAGCCCCGGCGAACGUAGAAGUAGCAAUCUCCUGGGACGCGAACCACACCCAGGAACCAAGAACAAGCGCAGUACAACACUGG
Messenger RNA from Amoebophrya sp. A120, 163 nucleotides. NCBI's taxonomy places the organism in Eukaryota, Dinophyceae, Syndiniales, Amoebophryaceae. The record is from the annotation of a GenBank genome assembly.